AUGGAUCAGCACACUAGGCCCACACUACCCCAGACCAACCAGCUCACCUCCACAAACCUGUUUCCUCAUUUGUCCUGGCAAAAUCUUGGACCAUCUGAGUCUCUGAAAUUGGCUGUGCCUUUGCUUAUGUCAAGGAUUACCAAAAACCUCCAGCGGAUGCUUGUGCUCAAUGACUUUCCCAAACAACUUUAUGAAAAAUUCAUUAGCUUUUUCCAGGCUAUUCCUCUUCCCCCUUGCUGUUUUAAGUUCACAAAUUGCCUGAAUAUUGCAUCAUGGGAUCAUAGAUUACUAACCACAGUUUUAAAAGGCCAGAAUAUUACUGGUGAACAAAAAAAGAAUGGGAAGAAGGAAUUCCUCUGGGAAGUUCUUACUGUGAUAAAAGCUAGAACUGAAAAAAUGGAGAACAUGGGACAGUACAAAGAACUAGUUCGAUAUUUGAGAGCAGUAAAAUGUAAUGAAGGCACUGGGUUAAGGGAUCUUAGAGACAAGAUUCCUUUCUACUUGUGCAAAAGUGGCGAUUUCACGGGUGCUGCAUGCUCACUACUGCUUCCUGUCAACAACCUGGCAUGUUGCACGGCCUGUCGGCUUGUACCCUUUCAGUUUGAGAGCUACUUGAAGAUGUUUUGGACUGGAAGUGUCCCCUCAGGGAAGGACUUCCAGGACUCUGACAAGUGGAUUUUGAAUGUAGGUGCUCCUGUAAAAUGUUGUGUUCUAAUUAAGCAGGCCCUCCGAGUUCUCUACAGCAACCAGUCCUUGUACAGAAAUGCAAGAUGUUGGAGUGCUCUCAUCACAGUUUUGGGCAGUAGUCCUAUUUUGGAACAGAAUGGCCUCUUAACUACUCUCACACUGAGAGAACCAUCAUCUUCCUUCAGACAGAUGGUAUGGGACGUGUCCUUUGGCAUUUUAGAAGAACUGAGAUUGAAAGUCAAUAUUUCCUUGCCUUCAAAUAUAUUUUAUGGUUCUCGAAACCUCGAGGCCUGCUUUCUUCUCACCAUUAAAGCUGUGCUUCAGAUGCUCCUCACUGACUUGCCAUGGUUGACUUCUCUUCUUGAAAUAAUAUUAGCUUUUGGGAAAAAUUUCUGGGCACUAAAGCUAUUUUUGGAAGGCCUUUUGUACCAAAUGCCUGAUCUUCAUGAAAUUGUCAGUAUGAUUGUCAAAGAUCUGAGUUACCAGAAACACACUCUGCUAAAAUUGUAA
This is a messenger RNA of Gracilinanus agilis (Agile Gracile Mouse Opossum), 1197 nucleotides long. RefSeq lists its product as uncharacterized. The transcript is spliced from 11 exons. The coding region runs from base 1 to 1197 and encodes 398 amino acids. The record is from RefSeq and is a predicted model, not a curated record. NCBI's taxonomy places the organism in Eukaryota, Metazoa, Chordata, Mammalia, Didelphimorphia, Didelphidae.